Molecule: messenger RNA, 1110 nt
Organism: Protopolystoma xenopodis
Lineage: Eukaryota; Metazoa; Platyhelminthes; Monogenea; Polystomatidea; Polystomatidae
Source: the annotation of a GenBank genome assembly
AUGUCUAUUGUAUCCGCUUGGUUACCUCUCGUUAGGGCAUCAGCUCUUGGGUGGAUACCACUAUGCAAAGAGGCUCUUCCUCAGUUAGAUGCAGAAAAAUCUCCUCUUAUUACAGAUAAAAAAAUUAUCAUUAAUGUGAGUGGAUCUAAAUAUGAGAUGUGGAACGGUACUUUACAGCGGUUUCCUGACACACUCUUAGGAUCUGAUGAAAGGGAAUAUUUUUACGACGAAAUAAAUAAGGAAUAUUUUUUUGACCGUGACCCUGAUAUUUUUAGAUAUAUCUUGGCUUAUUAUAGAACUGGAAGCCUUCAUUAUCCAAAAAACGAAUGCGUUUCUGCUUACACUGAAGAACUUGCGUUUUUUGGUAUCAUGCCAGAUAUAAUGGGUGACUGCUGCCAUGAGGAAUAUCGUGAUAGAAAAAAGGACAUAUUGGAACGUUUAAUGGACGAUAAGGAAGAAGUAUCAUCAGUAAUCAUACGUUCAAAUACGGCUAGAAAAAAGCUUUGGCGAGUUUUUGAAAACCCUUAUGCUUCCACUUCUUCUUUAGUUGUUUACUAUGUUACUGGAUUUUUCAUUGCCGUUUCUGUCAUCGCAAAUGUUGUCGAAACUGUUUCCUGUGGUAAAGAUAUCGAGAAGGGGAAAAAUAAAGCCUGUGGAGAACAAUUUUUUAGUGGAUUUUUUUGUUUGGACACAGCAUGUGUUCUAAUUUUUACUGUUGAAUACUUAACUAGGCUUUAUUCCGCACCGUAUCGAUGUAAAUUCCUAUGCUCUGUUAUGUCAAUAAUAGACUUAGUUGCGAUUCUUCCCUAUUAUAUUGGUAUUGGCUUACCAGAAAAUAAGGAUUUAUCUGGUGCAUUUGUAACUCUUCGCGUAUUCCGUGUUUUCCGGGUGUUCAAAUUUUCUCGACACAGCCAAGGAUUACGGAUUUUGGGAUAUACACUUAAGUCCUGUGCCUCCGAGCUUGGAUUUCUUCUCUUUAGUCUAACUAUGGCUAUUAUAAUAUUUGCCACUGUCAUGUAUUAUACAGAAAAAAUUGAUGAAGAGACAAAAUUCUACAGCAUACCCGCUGCCUUCUGGUACACAAUUGUCACCAUGACGACAUUGGGGUAA